This is a messenger RNA of Ostrea edulis (European flat oyster), 3468 nucleotides long. RefSeq names its product organic cation transporter protein-like. Bases 529 to 2220 code for a protein of 563 amino acids. Gene Ontology annotation, molecular function: transmembrane transporter activity. Gene Ontology annotation, biological process: transmembrane transport. Gene Ontology annotation, cellular component: membrane. NCBI's taxonomy places the organism in Eukaryota, Metazoa, Mollusca, Bivalvia, Ostreida, Ostreidae. The transcript is spliced from 10 exons. The record is from RefSeq and is a predicted model, not a curated record.
UGUUCAUGCCGACAACACGUGGUUACGUACAGUGCCGGCGUCUCCUAUGGGUCACACGUUUUCUGAUAUUGAAGAGAGAUAUAUCUUUAACCUUUUGAAACGCUUUUAGAUACUUAACCAGAGAGAAUGAGAGAGAGAUUUACAUUAAUCAAUAAUUGACCAUAUAGAUUUUACUCCACCUGAUAAAGUGACAAUUUCCCAACCUCGUAAAUAAAACGGUGAGGUGAAUCAGUAAUCACACUUAGGAUGAUAGUCUUUCAAGUGUUUAUAAUACAAAGUAAAUACGCAAUUUUGCCAAACUGUAGACACUCGCAAUAGAUGGCAAAAUUUUCCAUAGAAAGAAGGCCGGUGGCCUCAUUGUCUAUAAAUAGACAGGGGCAUCCCCGCUCAGGGUACAGUAGAGCGCAACACGUUUGAGAGCGAAGACAGAGAGAGAGAGAGAAAAAAUUGUUGGAGAACAAAUAAUAUCUUUGAGAUUGAAUUGGAAAACUUUACUUUACGAUCGCCACGAUCUAUCUGUGAGGCGAGAUGACAUACGACAGCGCUCUGCGACAGGUGGGAGAGUUUGGGACGUAUCAGAAACGACUGUAUGUGCUCCUAUGUCUGCCCUUCAUCACCUGCGCCAUGCAGGUCAUGGUCACCGUCUUCAUCCUCGGAGUACCCGAUCACAGGUGUGCUGUCUCCGAGAAUGAUACCUUUGCUAUUCAGAGUCCUCAACACCAACUCAUGGUCAACAGAAGUGUGCCGCCGGGCGAAUUUCCUCUGUUGUCGCCGUACUCUAAAUGCAAUCUUUAUAGUUACCAUAGCAACAACGAUUCAAAUCCCGAGGACUCCAGAUUUAUCCGAAAGUGUUCGAAAUGGGUUUACGAAAAGACAGACUUUCAUAGUACAUUUGUGACUGAGGAUGACCUGGUAUGCCACAAAAAAUCUUACGUCACACACACAGUGAUGUCAUUCAUGGCGGGAUUUAUGGUCGGAGCUCUCGUUUCCGGUGUCGUCGCUGACUCGCUAGGACGCAAGAAAGGUCUGUUGCUCAGUCUGGCUCUGCAUAUCAUCCCAAACAUCAUUGUGACCUUUGCCACUGACCUUUUGACCUUUAUGUGUUUACGGUUCCUGGCGGGGGCAUCAGUCGGCGGUCUGUUAGCGGUGUCAUUCACAAUGAUAAUGGAGCUUGUGGGUCCGUCCUACCGGAUGAUGGCCGGGAUCGCAUUGGAGCAAUUCUGGGCGGUUGGCGCAUUGAUCCUCGCGCUGCUUGCGUACCUGAUUAGAGACUGGCGUUAUCUGAACCUGGCCGUGUCACUUCCGGCCCUAUUGUUCAUACCUUAUAUAUGCAUUAUCCCAGAAUCCUCUCGGUGGCUUCUGUCCAGAGGGCGGGAAAAAGAAGCGGAAGAUAUUCUUAGGCAGGCUGGUCGAGUCAACAAGAGGAAACUACCGGAAAAGCUCUUCGAUUACGAAGACGUGUUCGAAGAUGAUGCGUGUAUUCCUGUGUUGCAGCUCUGCGUUAACCCGAAACUUCUCUUCAGAUCUGUCAUUAUAUUCUUUAACUGGAUGGUAGUCAGCAUGCUGUUUUUUGGUCUGUCGUUGAAUGUUGGGAACCUCGGUGGCGACAUCUACCUUAAUUUCCUGUUACAAAGUCUAGCGGAAGUUGUUGGAUAUGGUAUUCCACUGAUCGCGCUCAAAAGUUUAGGAAGGAAACCGGUUUACGUUGGUUCCCUCCUAAUAGGUGGCGCUGCUUGUAUCCUGACGAUAUUCCCGGUCCUUUACGGUGACGCCAGUGUGCAUUGGAGUGUGAUUGGUUUAUCCGUCAUCGGGAAGAUCGGGUCGUCGACCGCUUUUGCCACCAUUUACUUGUUCUCUGCGGAACUCUUCCCGACCGUCGUCCGAAACUCCGCCAUGGGUACCAGUUCUCUAUGCGCAAGGAUUGGUGGAAUGGUAUCUCCGUAUAUUGCUGUGAUCAACCAGGUUGUAGGCGGAGACCUAGGUGUCGCCAUGCCAUUGUUGGUGUUUGGAUUAUUUGCGUUUGUUGCUGGAUUGUUGGCGUUGACACUGCCGGAAACAAAAGGGCGCCACCUACCGGAAUCUAUAAAAGAUUCGGUACAAUACACGGAUCAAACAAAAGAUAUUUUGCGGAUUGACGUCACGGAGGCGUCACAACCUCUGACAGAAGACACCGCUUUGACGUCAGUAGCAAACGGUGUAACGAUCAGCGACAAGAAAUAAACCACAGAAUCUCGCCGUCCACUUCUCAUUGCCUUCCUUUAUAUUGCAUCAUAUUGAUGAAUGACACAUGCGCAGAAAGCUGAAGUGCACCUAUUAAAGUAUUCAUAUAUAUGUAUCCUCACUUAGGACGGUUUACCUGAACUACAAACAGGAAGCCUCUCUAUUUCUUUGCACAUAAAUUAAAAUCCCGUAUCAACACAUUUCUGUGAAAUGUAGUUAUGAAAACAACGUUUCCUAGUUGUUUCCUGGAUAUUUCAGACCGAUUUUGGUCUGAUUUUAUAAGAUAUCAAAUUCUAAAGCGCCCUUAUAUCUUUAUUGUAAAUAUUUUAGUGCAUCUCAAUUUUACAUAUCUUUGUAUUAGCCCCUAUCCUCACCCCCACCCCACGUAAACCACGUCCAUCGACCUGUGUGUAAUCUUCUAUCCAUUCGAUUCUGACGACUUUGGGCUAUAUGUUCUGAAAGUUUGUUAGAGUUUCCCCCCUUCCAUCGAGUUCAGCAAUCUAUGUAUAUAUACAAUGUAUAUUCGCAGUUGCAGAUAUUAUUAAAUACAUUCAAAAUGCGAAAAUAUUUUGUAUAGAGCUUCAAUAGUAUUUCAUUAGAUAAGCAGUAAUUGCAUUUGUAUCUCGCUGGCUAAUUCAUGUACAUGUAUAACAUUGAUAUAUAUCUAUAUGUGUGCAUAUACAUUUUUCGUAGCAUUUAGUUAAUCAAUUUAUUUCUUAAUACCAGCUGUAGUUAAAGAAACUGUUAUAUACUGGCACGUAGAAUUAAGGGGGGGGGGGUGUUGAUGUUGUGGUAUUGUUUUUAGUUAUUGUCAUAUGCAAAGUGGGAGAUGCGGGUGACACCCACUCCGCUUGUGUAUUGAAUGGUAAGAAUGUAAGGUUGAACUGAUGAAUCAAACAUUGCGAUAUAAGAUGCCCCCUCCCACAAUUUUAGAUCCGCGAUUUAAAAUUUAAAAUAAAGAAGAAAAAAGAACAUAGAAAACAUGUUGUUUGGUUUCGGAUAUUUUUGACAGAACAGAUUUUUGCUUGUCCUGAAUUUUAGACAAAUGUGAAGUUAACUACCCUCCCCUCUCCCAUCUGCGUGCCUGAUCUACACUAUAGGUAAAUAUUACAGGUGAAUUAUUUAGGGAUUAUUGUGAAAUAAAAUUUCAAAUACUGCUUUCAGAAUGAUGUGUCGUCGAACUAUGGUGAUUAAUUAAACAAUAUUUUUGAAAUUAUCAUGAAAACAAUAAAAUGAUUAUAACAGCCU